Linum tenue is the source of this 8208-nucleotide messenger RNA. NCBI's taxonomy places the organism in Eukaryota, Viridiplantae, Streptophyta, Magnoliopsida, Malpighiales, Linaceae. The record is from the annotation of a GenBank genome assembly.
CGAAUCUGGAUCAUAAUAUCUGAAUUCAAGAUCCAACCUCGUUCAACAACUUCCCCCGGCAAGACUCAACACUGCAGACCGGAACCGGAAAUAAACAGUUUAACUGAAAAGUGGCCGAGCGAAGGACGGAAAGGGGAAAGCAAGACAGAGGAAAGCAAAAUAGAAAACAAGAUCUUCCGGCAGCAAUGAGAAGCGCCGACGGGAUCCUGGGUACCAGAGCCGGAGCCGGAAGAGUGGCAGCCGAUGUAGCGAGGAGAAGGAAAUGGCUGAAGAGACGAGAGACAUGGCUAGUUAUACUUGGAGUCAUCCUCCACGCUGUUUACAUGCUCAGCAUCUUCGACAUCUACUUCAAGACACCAAUUGUCCACGGCAUGGAUCCCGUUCAGCCUCGGUUCACUGCCCCCGCCAAACGCCUCGUCCUUCUCGUCGCUGAUGGAUUACGUGCUGAUAAGUUCUUUGAGCCGGAUGUGGAGGGAAACUACAGAGCACCAUUUUUGAGGAGUGUAAUUAGGAACCAAGGUAGAUGGGGAGUCUCUCAUGCUCGGCCACCUACCGAAUCAAGACCAGGCCAUGUAGCUAUCAUUGCUGGGUUUUACGAGGAUCCUAGUGCUGUCACAAAAGGAUGGAAAGCUAAUCCAGUGGAGUUCGAUUCAGUUUUUAAUCAAAGCAGGCAUACCUUUUCUUAUGGGAGCCCAGAUAUUGUUCCAAUCUUCUGUAGUGCGUUGCCCCAUAGCACAUGGAAGAGCUAUCCUCAUGAAUUUGAAGAUUUCGCAACUGAUGCUUCCUUUUUGGAUGAGUGGUCUUUUGAUCAAUUUCAGAGCCUUCUGAAUAGGUCAAACGAAGACCCAAAGUUGAAGGAGUUACUUCUACAAGAUAAACUAGUCAUAUUUCUGCAUCUACUGGGGUGUGAUUCAAAUGGACAUGCACACAGGCCCUUUUCAUCUAUUUAUCUCAACAAUGUUAAGGUUGUGGACCGCAUUGCCGAACGCAUGUAUGCUCUUCUUGAAGACUAUUACAAGGACAAUCGUACUGCUUACAUAUUUACAGCUGACCAUGGAAUGAGCGAUAAAGGUAGUCAUGGUGAUGGGCAUCCUACAAACACUGAUACUCCCCUUGUGGCUUGGGGAGCAGGAGUCAAAUAUCCAAGGCCGGUAUCCGAGAGCACCCAUUCUGAUCAUGGUUUACGCUUCGUUGAUGAGCAUGAACAUGACACACCUACUCCAGUAGAAUGGGGCCUAAGUGGCAUAGAACGAGUGGACGUUAAUCAAGCUGAUAUUGCACCUCUUAUGUCAACACUUGUUGGCAUACCUUGUCCCGUUAACUCGGUGGGAAACUUGCCACUAGGCUACAUAAGCAUGAUCAAGGCAGAAGAAGUUGAAGCUGUGUUAGCAAACACGAAACAGAUUUUGAGCCAGUUUCUUCGCAAAUCACAGAUGAAGCAGUCAAGCUCCUUGUAUUUCAAGCCAUUUGGACCAUUGGCUAAUCAUUCAGCUUUACUGGAGCAGAUUGAAUCUCUAAUAUCCAUUAAGGACUAUGAAGCUGCAGUGAAACUAUCUGAAGAUCUAAGAAGCUUGGCUCUGCAAGGACUUCACUAUUUUCAGACAUAUGAUUGGUUGAUGUUAAUGACCAUGAUUACUCUGGGGUACAUUGGCUGGAUGCUGUAUAUUAUUCUUCAUGUCCUGCAAUCGUAUACUUCACUGGCGAGAGAUAUCAUGAAGAUGCAACCAGCUGUGCCACAGAAACAUACUUCUGGAAAGAAAACUGUUUAUCUGCUUGGAUUUUUAGUCAUGGGCAUAACUUCACUUCUCUUGAUUGUGGAACAUUCUCCACCCCUUUAUCAUUCAUAUAUCGCGAUGACUGUGUUUCUCUGGACCAACAUACUGGGUGAAUAUCGUUUUAUCCAAUUGAUAUGGAGGUACUUAAGUGAGAGAAAGUCCAGGACUGUUACUACACUGAUAGCUGUUUUUUGUGUGUCAAUAGUCGUCCUUGAACUCCUGGUUCAUAGCUUCACAGAAAGAAAGCUCUAUACUUGGUGUUUCUUAACUGUGGGAAUAGUGGCGCCUGUCUAUCUUUUCAACAAGAUUCCAUGGAGAUCAUGGAUACCUGUUUUUGUUUGUGCUACAUGCUGGUGUUUGUCUGUUUUCACUCUGAUGCCUGCAGAAAUUCCUGAUAAUACUGAACUAGUGAUUACGAGUGGAGUUCUGAUAGUCAUAAUGGGAGCAGCUGCAAGGUGGCUGGAUUUUCAUUCGGAAGGAAAUAAGUACUGGAUGAACAUAUGUUUUCAUGGGAAGGAGAAACUAAAGUUCCCAAUGUUAUUCUACAUACAGGCUCUUUUCGUUGGAUUAUCAUCAAUCAUGGUGCCAUUGUCAACGUCUCACAGAACAGAGAAACAAGAAUUGCACACAUGGCACCAACUGAUUAAUUGGUUGAUUGCAGGUUUCUCCAUGAUUCUUCCACUUUUCUCUGAGAAUGGUCUCCUGUCUCGGCUUACAUCUAUUUUUCUUGGAUUUGCACCCACAUUCCUGCUACUCUCCAUUGGAUACGAAGCUCUCUUCUAUGGUGCACUUUCUCUUGUACUCAUGUCGUGGAUUAUAUUUGAGAACACCCUUCUUCAGUUAACUAAGGCGAAGAAAAUGUCAUCUGCAACAAACAUGGAUGCCAAUACCAAACUUGAAAAUGGAGAUAGAUUCUUGCAGCUUUCUGACAUGAGGAUCCCAUUAACUUUCAUGGUUUUGUUUAAUGUUGCCUUCUUUGGGACGGGGAAUUUCGCAAGUAUAGCAAGUUUUGAAAUUUCAUCUGUCUACAGGUUCAUCACGGUUUUCAGUCCGUUUCUUAUGGCAGCCCUUCUUAUCUUCAAGUUAUUUAUUCCAUUCAUGCUCGUCAUAUGUGCAUUCAGUGCAAUAACAAAGCUACUACGAAUACCGAGACUGGGGUGCUAUUUUCUGGUCAUUUUAUGCUCAGACGUGAUGACUAUCCACUUCUUCUUCCUGGUCAGAAACACAGGAAGUUGGAUGGAGAUAGGCAACAGCAUCAGCCAUUUUGGAAUAAUGAGCGCCCAAGUAGUUUUCGUGCUAUUACUCUUCGCCAUCACAAACAUCUACACGAGAGGCAUCCAGGUCAGAACAGGUCGCCCCUCGUCCCAGAAAGAAGUAUAGCUUGCAAAACUGUAAAAGUUAAACCAGUCCUUAAUACCCCAGAAAUCUGAGUUCAGGCCUCAGAACAGCUUCUUUCUGGGCGUCAAUCCCUAGCCAGCGGACUAUUUCUGAAAGUUCUUCCGAUUCGAUUUUGUAGCAGGUGCGACGUGUUUCUUACUAAGGCUUUAGAGUAGUUUUGAUUGAUUUACAGCACUAUUUCUGUAGAAUGUAUACACAAUCCCACCAUGUAUCAGCUUUAGAAUUUCAAGUGAGUUUUGAAGCUAACUUCCGGGAAACUCUUUUUGGUCUGACCUCAUUUUUUAUUCUAUGGUGACAUUGACAUACUGAGGUUCGCUGGCUCCCCCGUAGUCGUGUUAAAGACUUCAUGCAUUAUGAUUGGGAGGAAGGAAGCUUGAAGAUUCAACAGUGGCGUGGAGCUGGCGAGCUCAGUGGUCGACUCAGAACUACUGGACCAAUCAUGGAGCUCCAUCUGCAACCUGUACACCGAAGUCAACAGCCACCCCCAUCAGCAAUCUCCUUCUCCUGCAACAUUCAAAAUCUUCAAGCAACAUAACUUAACCAUUAUAGCUUUCGUCACUUCACCAAUCUACACCCCACAGCAUCUGCAACAGCAGGGAGGUCAAGAUUUGUUGACAUCAGCAACCCUCAAAGCUCAAAACUUUCCACACCUUGAUUUCCUCUGCUCCAGGGGCAACCCUUCUUUCUCCAUCCACUCAGCUGCAGUUUCCAGUUUUGCCCUUCUCUUCGAUGACCUCAAGGCUUCCCCACAUCAGUUUCUUGUUUCGCGAGAUGACGAGAUAGUUCUGGAUUCGCCAUUGAUAGUGACCGGCCAUGCCCUUGGAGGGUCGAUAGCUUCAUUGUUUACACUAUGGCUGCUGGACGGUAUGAGUCAGCUUCCGUCCAAGAAGCCAUCGAAGAAGCUCCCACUCUGCAUCACAUUUGGCUCCCCCUUGAUUGGUGACUCCGGCCUCCACCGUGGCAUUUCCCAGCGGUCCACGUGGAAGUCUUCCUUCCUACAUGUGGUUUCCAACCAUGAUUUUCUCCCGAGGCUAUUGAUGACGGCUUCAAAUUACAAGCCUUUUGGCACAUUUAUGCUGUGCUCUGAGAUGGAUUCCACUUGCGUAGAGGACCCAGAUGUAGUUUCGAUUUUGUUCCGGAAAUGGAUCGAAUUGGCUCAUUUGGGUUCUGGUGAAGGAUUGCCUGUUGAGCAUUAUGGGUUGAUGGUGGGGCAUCUCAAGCGUAGAGAUUUGUGCAAGGGGAGCUCAGAUCUUGGUUGGCCAGUUGCGGAUUCAUUACAGGCUGGGAUUAUCUUGUUACUUGACUCUAUUGGGAUUGCCAGAAAUCAGCACCAACAUCCAAGCGUAACGGACCUGGCAUCCCAAUUGUACCGAAAAGAGAGGCUAUUGGUCCUCAGCAAAAGGAACGCCAUGGAUCCCAGCAGGAAACUAAACGACAUCAAGAUCAAGAUGGCCUUCUUAGAAUGGUACAAGAAGGACUGCAAGAACAAAGGCGUAGGCUACUACGACAGCUACAAGAACCAGAGAGCCACAUCGGACAUGGACAUCGCCAAGCACAAGAAGUACCUCACGAAUUACUGGAAAGAAAUGGUGGAAGAAGCCGAGAGCCACCCUCAGAAAGAAGGCGCCUACGUCAGGAUGACGUGGCUCUACGCCGGGAACACAUACCGGAAAAUGGUGGAGCCACUAGACAUCGCAGAGUACUACAGGAAAACAGAAAACAGAGACUACGUGAAACAGGGGAGGUCGAAGCAUUACGUUCUUUUGGAGAAAUGGUGGAAGGAAGACUGUGAAAGCCAUCAUCCGAUGGAUUUGUUGUCGAAGAAGAGGAAUGUUGAUGGUAAUUUCACGGAGGAUUCCUGCUUCUGGGCUCACGUCGAGGAGGCGCGGUUUUCGUGUGGGUUGAUCAAGGAUUUUGGGAGGUUUGGUGGUGGGAACGAAGAAGAGAAGAGGUUGUGUGAAGGUUAUUUGUUGUGGUUUGAAAGGUAUGUGAUGGAGCAGAUUGGGAACUAUGCGUUGAAUCCUGAGGUUUUUGUUGCUGGGAGUAGUUUUAUGAAGUGGUGGGCAGAGUUUCAGGGGAUUGUGGGGAGUGGUCACAGAUCAGAGUUGGCUGAGUACAUGAGGAAAGGGGUGUACCGCAAGUAUGGCUCUGAUACGGUUACUAACUCGCCUCAUUCGAACGAAUUGGUUUUUAACAUGAUACCAGGAAAUUUUGUUGGCAAAAAUGGCGGCAUGUUUGGAUCCUGAUAGUCAUCAAUGAUCGAAGCUUAUCAUAUAGUCAACCCAUGCAAAACUUCAAGCUCAAUAAUAGAGUUUCGUUCGAGGGUAUAGAUAAAGUAAUGGCAUAAGAUACAACCUUGAUCCUCUUUCUUUCGACAAUUAGAGCUAUCGAGACGAACUGGUCUCUGAUGAUCAAUGGCUAAGUUGCAGCAUCUGUGGGAAGUAAUGGAUGCUCUCAUUUAGUGGAUGUGAACUUACAAUCAUGUGUACAUAAACAUUGGUGUAAGUUCUGUAGAUUUGCUGAUGUAACUUUAAGUUUGUAAGAUCAUCACUUAAUGUUAUAGAAGCUGCUUCUCCUAAAGUCAGUUUUCAACUAGAUUUCUGCUGAAAGUGUGAAGGAGAAGGCACAAAGGAUCACCUCGUAUUACACAUUGACCUCUUCUUCGGCCCACUUUACUUUCUCUUGGCAAACAUAUUUGGUCCCUUUCUUCAACCACAUCAAGCCACAAUGGUUCUGAUUCCCUCCAUUUCAUUGCCCAAGGAACCCCAUAGUAUAGCAUUCAGCUUUUAUCCUAAGCAAAGUUAACCAUUCCUUCCAUUAAAGUACCAAAAAAAGAAUGAAAAAGUUAACCAACCUAUCACUUCUAUAAGAGGAAGGAAAAAAGAACAGGUUGUAGCUUAUAAACCCAUUCCCCCCAUAUAGCUUGGAGAAACCAUGAGCCUCCACCAGCCUCAAAUAUUUGACAGUGGGCUGGAAUUGGCAAGUUGUGUGGUAAACUCAGAUUUGCUACCUCUAUCAUGGACCUCCAUCUCGAGUCUAUACUCAGAAAUGAAGGCAAACCCACCUCAGCAAUCUCCAUCGUCUCUGUCUCCAAGGUUUCAAAUUUACAAGCAAAAAGACAACGCAGCAGUUGUUGUUGCAUUUGCGACAUGUCCAGUUUACUCUCCUGAUCAUCUUCUCCAAGGAGAUGGAGGGACAGAGUUGGUUUCAUCAGCAGAUCUCAAGCAGCAGGACUUCCCUCACUUUGAAUUCCUCUGCUCCAAAGCCAACCCAUCUUUCUCCCUCCACAAUGCCGCAAUCACCUGCUUUGCCUCUCUUUUCGACGACCUCCUUCCUCUCACGUCUGAGUUGCUUGUCACAAAAGGCAAUGAGAUAGCCCUGAAAUCGCCACUAAUAGUGACGGGACAUGCCUUAGGAGGUUCAAUCGCCUCCCUCUUCACGCUAUGGCUGCUGGACAGAAUGAGCUCCAAGAAGCCGACAAAGAGGCUCCCUCUCUGCAUAACCUUCGGGUCGCCCCUCGUCGGCGACAAAGGCCUCCGCCAGGCCGUCUCGCAGCGCUCUACGUGGCCCUCCUGCUUCCUCCAUGUCGCUUCGAGCCGUGACCAUCUUCCCUCUGCCCUCCUUGCCACAGCGAUCCAUUCUUCUUCUUCUUCAUCAUCGAGCAGUAAUUAUGAGCCAUUUGGGACGUUUCUGAUGUGUGAUGAGCAGAGUUGCGAUUGCGUUGGAGACCCUGAAAUUGUUUCGCGGUUGCUUUCCCACAAAGCGUCUGAUCAAUUGGAAUCUCUCAGCGUUGAUGAAUAUGGGAAAAUGGUGGAAUAUCUCAAGUCCAGAGUUAUUUGCCAAGGAAGCUCGAUACUUGGUCGUCCCAUGGCGAAUUCAAUGCAGGCUGGGAUUGCUUUACAGCUUCAAUCAAUCGGCAUUUCGCUAGAUCAGCAGAAGCAGAGCACAAUCAGCCUAGCUACAGAGCUGGAGAAGAAGCAGAAAUUCUCAUCUUUCCGCAAACGGAGCGCGCUGGAGCAGAGCAGGAAAUUACAAGAGAUCAAAAUGAAGAUGGCCUACUUAGAAUGGUAUAAAAAGGACAGCAGAAACAAAGGAAGAGGGUACUACGACAGCUACAAAAUACAGAGCACCACAGCCGACAUAGAAAUCGCCAAGUACAAGAAAUUCCUGACCAAUUACUGGAAGGACCUCGUCGAAGAAGCCGAGAGCAAGUCCCAAAAGGAGAGCUUGUUCUUCCGAACCAUGUUCCUCUACGGCGGAACGAAUUACCGGCGGAUGGUGGAGCCACUCGACAUCGCAGAGUUCUACCGAGAUGGGAAAAACAGAGACUACAAGAAACAGGGGAGGUCGCCGCAUUACGUUCUGCUGGAGAAAUGGCAGAAGGAAGACGCGGCAGGGAAGGGCAAGAUGAAGAAGAAGGAGAAGAAGCCAGUGGAUAUGAUGACUGAAGAUUCCUGCUUCUGGGCGGAUGUGGAGGAGGCUCUGUUUGCGGUGAGAUUGUUGAAGCAGAAGGGUAGCGGCGGUGGUGGCGAGUCCAGUGAGGCGAAGAACCGCUUGGUGGAGUUCCAGAGGUACGUCAUGGAGCAGAUUGAGAACUAUGCGGUGGAUUCUGAGAUUUUCCUGCGGGAGAGCUCGUUUAUGGUUUGGUGGAAGGAGUUUCAGGAGAUUGUUGCGAUUGUUGGAAGUGGUAGUUCUUCGUUGGUUGAGUAUAUGAAGAGCGGCAUGUACCUUAGCUAUGGUUCUCCUUAGUAAUUCAUAUGCGUGUGUAUUGAAUUGUACCCUUUUCUCUGUAAACAACCAUGAUUCACCCCAAGUGAAGUGUGUGUGUAUAUAUGUACUACCAUGCGUUUGUCUCAUCCUCCACCUUUGAAUUUUACUUUCAAAUUGAAAGAUUUUUUCAGUUCCAACAAGGUUCUGGUUCAGACGAGUUACCGUCUAUAAGUACAUUCCACUCCGAUCAAGCAUGUUUGGGGAUUGGGGUCACGGAAAUUCGAACCAUGACCACUUGGUCAAACUAGCUCUGAUAUAAUGUAAU